This is a messenger RNA of Ambispora leptoticha, 363 nucleotides long. Lineage: Eukaryota; Fungi; Glomeromycota; Glomeromycetes; Archaeosporales; Ambisporaceae. The record is from the annotation of a GenBank genome assembly.
AUGGGUAAACCAACAGAGCGGUUUCAACCAAAUCUAAUGCAAAUAGAUCAGAUAUCCGCAGUUCAAAAAAAAUCCAUGGAUGUGGAUUCAUGGUCAAUUCCAAAAAAAAGAUCCAACGAAAAACCGCAUCUUUAUCCGCCAGUUGUAACACAACUUCGCACUAAACAAGGCGCCGAUAAACUUCCAACAUCACUACAACGUAGAACGAUAAAAAAGCGAAAAACAAUCACCACGAAAGGGAAAAAACGACAGAAUCAGUCGUUGGCAAAAGCGUUAGCUCGCAUGGAUAAAGAGGAGAAAAAGCUGUCUGAUAAAAAUGAAAAGACGACUAAAUUGAAGCAGCGUAAAUCACUUUGGGAAUAA